AAUUUACGUGGAAAAACCAACCAGGCAUCGUAUUAGAGACCGGAGCACAUCAUCCAUGCAAAAUUUAGAUUCAAGAAAUGAAAGUGAGACAAGUUUGAAUGAUGAUAGUAGUCCCCAGGCUGCUGCAAAAGUAUCUCCAUUAGCAAUUAGUCGACUUUUGUCACGCAGCAGGUCAUCCUUGUCUGAAGACCAACGUGAUAACAAUAAAUUGUCCAGGAGCCCGAGUGCUCAAAGAAGCGCCAGUGUUGGACCAAAAAGUUCUUCACCUGCUUUAAAAUUGUCUAGCACUAGUCAUCUUUCUGUUCCCAAAGCGUCUUUGAACGACGGAGUUAUUUAUCUUCCCAAGGAAUACAACCCUGCAUUAGCUUUAACCAGUAUCGAACAGUUUCAUAGUUUUCUUUCGAAAACAUUUCAUGAAGAACAAUAUAAACAUUUAGAAGAAAAUUUUUCAGCUUUUUCUCUUCAGGAAGGAAGAGAAGAUGUUAGAUCUGACCGUUCUGUUGACGAUUCUGUCAUACAAAACGCAUUUACCAACAGAUAUUUUUCAGAAAACGUGUUCUGUAAAGCAGGCAACAAUUAUGUUGACUGUUCUAAUAGGUAUUCUAAUUAUAAAAAAUACACGUCGCGAAAGCAGAAAAAUGAAAAUCAAAUAAUUUGCAAUUACGGAGAAAUAAUUACUGCUAGAAAAGUGAGAGAGUUACAAAUACUGGGUUGUUUAAUUGUGGAAAUAUUCUUGGGGAAACAGCUGCGUACAUUCAAUAGAAAUAGCGGAGAACUGUCUUUUCCCGACAGGCUAAAAGCUUGUGUAACAGUAUUAAGAAGUUGUAAUACUGAAAUUCCCAUUUGUAUUAAUUACCUUACUAAUCUCCUUUUGCAACCAAGUUGUACAAAUUUUAGUAAUUUUAAAUAUCCUACUGUAACCGAUUUGGGUUUACCCCCACCUAGUCCACAUCUGCUGUUAGAACCCCUGUUACAUUGUGUGAUACCUUUUCCAAAGCCUUUUUUCAAACUUUACUAUCUUCUAUCAUCUUUAAAAGAUUUUACUGAAGUCUCCCGUGAACUAGACAUCUUAUACCACUUUGUUUGUGACGGUCAAAAGUGUUUAGAGUAUGAAAAUAUUGAACGUACUAAAAUCUUGUUUGCUCAGAAUAUUGGCGAAUGUAAAGUAAAGAAAUGUGCUAGAAAUUUAGAGAUAUUAAUGAAAGAUCUGAAUGCAACAACAGACUUGGAAGUCGUAUGUUUACUCCUACCAUUCGUCAGAGAUUUACUUGAUGAUCCUUCGACCUCUGUGCUUGCAGCUUGGUACUUGUUUGAUCCAGUUGCAAGUAUGUUGGGUCCUAAAAAAACAACUGAAAGUUUUUUAAUUCCACUCCUUAGACUGUACGAAAAUGAACUGAAUCAGUUCACCAUUCCUUUUUACACAAAAAGUGCUAAAUUGUACCAUCAUAGUUUUUUGUUGCGUCUUAUUGUACGUUUUGGUUUGAAAACAUUCUUAAAUAACUUUAUGACCGCUUUAGUAGAAGGUGUUGGUGGAUACAGAGAUAAUGAUAAAACUGAUUUUAUUUUACACACCCACGUACAAAAAGCCUUCAGAAAAUGCUCUAACUUAAGAUCAAUGGACUCUGAGGAGAACAACGAUAUUUCUCCUGACGAUAAUCCUAGCAGUUCUUCUGAGAAAGUAAUCGAUAUUGUUACUAAAUCUCCGACAAAGGAGAAGCCUGCCCCAGAACCUGAAGUUUUCGAGUUUGAAAAUGAUCCAGACUCAGACCAGUGUUACCAGUCUCUCAUAGAGCAGUUAGAAUUAAAUAUCUAUUCCGAAUUGCCCCUUAAUCAUUCUACAGCUGAAGAGGCUUUAGAUGCAAGUAUUGCAGAAAACGUGGAACAAUUGCGGAGCUUGGAAGAACUCAAUCUUAAUUUAACCGACGGUGACUCUACGAAAGAAGAAGUGCAGUCACCCACAAUCCCCAUCCCUUCUCAAAGCGUUGCUAACAUACCAUGCGAAACAGGCAGUAAGAAAAGCGAAUGCGAAUACUUUUUAGACAAAAAGUCUAAUGAAGUAAAGUUUGAUCUGGACUCCUCCAGUUCCAAAUCGUUCAAAUUAGAUCGUAGCAAAUCUUCGGAUUGUAGCCAAUCGAUUUCCAGCGGUUCUUUUCUAAGUGAACAUACGAAACAUUUAUCCCAACUCAGGAAAAGUGAAGGAAAAAUAUCAGAAAUGAGUGCUGACAGUAUUAUUUGGUUAUCUCAUCGAUUAGGGCCUGUAUUAACAGCGAAAUAUUUAUCCAGAAAUUUGCUCAAAAUGCUCACACUGUGUUAUGUAGGAAACGAAAAUUUGGUAUUUGUACGUAAAGAUAGUGGUACUAAUUAUAUGAACGAUGGUACAGAACUUAUUAGUAUCGCUUCCAGUAGAGUGAUUGGUGACGGAAAUGCGGCCAAAGUUUUAGAAUGUUUAUCCCAUAUUGCAGGAUUAUACGGUGAACAAUUAAUACUUCUUCAGUAUCUACCUCACAUGAGCGAAAUGAUUAAUUUAUGUAAAAAACGGCUUACACCAAAUUUGGAAGGCGGGCUUAUUUCGUGUUUGGCUUUGUUGCAACAUAUUAUUCCAUAUUUGUCUGAUUCUAUGCUGAUGAAUCAUCUACAGGACUUUAUUCUUAAGGGUAUAUUGCACCCUAUUAUACGACUUCUUGGUACGACAAAAUACUGCUUUCCAAGUAGUUAUACUGCUCGAGAUAUAUUAGCACGGAAAUAUUUAGACACCCUGUAUCUUUUAUCGUUGCGUAUAGGCGUGGAAAUGACCAGGGAACAUCUUAUGGUUCCUGCUUUGCAAAGAUUUUUUAUGAUUUUUGACAAAGCAGCUGGUACUGUAACAGCCACAGAGAAAAGUGAGAUGAAGAAUAUUUUGCCAAAAGAAAGCAGUCCAUCGAAAUCAUUGGAGGAGUCACAUUUUAUUGAAGUAAGACGUGACGGUAGCAUAAUGGAAUGGGCUAUAGGGGGCACUCCUAUAAAAUUUUCCCAUAUUGACGAUGAUAAAAUAGUCGAAAGUCUAUCCCCACUUCCUACUAAAGAGGAUAACUCAUCCAAUUUCAACGAACCUCUUAAUCAGGCCCUUCAAGAAUUGCGAUCUGUAUUCACCGCUGAGUUAGCCCAUACAGCUUACAUUCCAUUCCUUAAACAAGUUGGUCUGUCCACUUUGACUUCGACUCUGCUAAAUCACUCGUUUAUUCGUAACCUUUGCGAAGAGUACGAGCAAGAAGUAAAAUUAACCUACCCAAGUAUUAAUCAAAAUAUGACGUUCUUAAACUCAAACACUUCGGACAUCUAUAAAACAAAUGCUUCAAAAAGCAGUAUAGGUAGCAACGUAGCAUUAAUUGGCAACAGAAUAGACGUUCAAAAUGAAUCAGCCCGAUCGAAUAGCGUGGACAUUCUCAGUUUAGUAAGUAACAAAAUGGAAAACAGCACAAGGCAUUUGAGAGGCAAUUGGCUCGCCUAUUGGGAACACGAAAUAGGAAGAUCGGAUAAGGAUUUAAUGUUCAACUUCAAACAGAUCCGAUUGCAAUGCUUCUCUGGGCACAACAACAGUGUCAAAUGCCUUCAUGUUUUAGAUAACGAAAACAGUUUCAUGAGCGGCAGCAGAGACAAAACUGUAAAGUUAUGGUCUUUAAGGAGCCAAGGGGAUGGCAGUAGUGUAUCGACGUGCCAAUGGACUUAUACAGCUCAUAAAAAGUCGAUCUUGGCCAUCACAUUUUUAGAAAGUAUGAGACUGGCUGCUUCGUGCGAUAGCAUCGUUCACAUAUGGGAUCCUUUUAUGGGCGUUAAUAUUGGUUACCUAGAAUCUUCCAAGUAUCCUCCAGUUAAUAUGCUCAGAUGCAUGCCUUCGCCCAGUUCAUUACUGUAUGCCACCACCACUGAUGGUACAGUUAGAGUCAUUGAUGCAAGAAUAUGUUCUUAUGUCCAUGAAUUAAAGGUCAGUGUAACGCCUGGAGGUUUGAUACGUUGCCUUGCGAUUGCCCCAUCCGGUAAUUGGGUAGCCACUGGCCAGUCCUCUGGUCAGAUAACCGUUCUUGACGGAAGAACUGGCUUAAUAAUUUCUUCUUGGAGAGCUCACGAAGGUGAAGUUCUUCAACUAAUCGCUCUUAACGAAAGCACUUUGAUUUCCAGCAGUCUAGACCAAGUUACCAGUGUAUGGAAUCCGCAAGAUGGAAAGCACAAGUUUCAGAUGAAGGGAAAUACCGAGCCCGUCCACUGCCUUCUACACUACAAUAACGAACUAAUAUCGGGUACAACAGCAAACCGAAUAGGCGUCCACACGUCGAUCGACAGGGACGCCUGUUUUUCGAGUACAAAGUUACGUUCAGAUGCCUUCAAAGGUCUACUUACGUCCAUGGCACUUUUGCCUUUAAAUCGCCUCUUACUUUUAGGAGCUGACAACGGAAACAUUACUUUGUUAUGUUAAAAAAUUCGAAUAUAAUAUCAUCGCAAGCGUGAAAGUAUUCAACGAAGAGCGUAUGACUAUUAUAUAAUAUAUUUAACGUUUCGCUGGAAAUGAUGGUAUUAAAGUGGGGAAUAAUAUUUAUUUAUUUAUUUCGUAAUAAUUUAUUUAGUAAGUGGUUUUUAUUAUGAUUUUGAAACAAAUUUGCGUCGCUGUAAAGCUAAGCUGAGAUUUUAGUCCUUCCCUACAACCCCAUGUGAUAGUUAAUAUUUUUUAAUUCACCGGAAUUGGAAUAAUAUUUGAUUUGUCUUUUUUUAUAAAUUACCUUAUGACUUAUGACAGAGAAUAAUGUUUGUAUUUAUUAGUUUAGCGCAAUAUCAAACUAGAUACAGGUCACAUUGUAAUGAGUAAUUUAAAAAAUAAUAGAAAAAUAUAAAGUAUUCACGGUUCUAAUUGAUCUGCUUUUAAAACACAGGAAAAUGGCCAAAAUGCAAAGUAUUUACUAUUUUUUUGUUAUACUUAUUCUAGAAAAAUUCUUAACAAUAAUUAUUUACCAAUCAAUAUACCAAAUUAAAACCCCGCAGUAGUGCAAUUCUAUAGUCAAUUUUUAGAUUAGUUGUACAAUUUCACGUUUAUUGUAGAUACAUUUUUUUCUUAUUUUGUAUAAAUUUUGAAACGAUUAUGUUACUACGUGUAAGUAUAUAUACAUAUAUUUUGAAAAAGAUAGGACAAUUUAUGUAUCCAUUAUUUAUAAAUGAUAUGUAGAUAAGGGCAAUGAAGAAUGAAUUUGUUCUCUUGAAACUGAAAUAUUUACUUUCAAAUGAAAAUACUUUGGAUGAUAAUCUUACAUGCCAUGUUAAUUUGAAAUAAGCAUCUGUACUAAAAGCAUACUCCUUUAAUUUCUGUGAUAGUUUAAUCCUGUGAACGACAUAUAUCGGUAUUUAUUUUUAUUACCUGUUUGGGUGUUCUGUAUAUUUUUGUGGUAUUCAAUUGUCAAAUAUUAAUAAAUCUAAAAAUAAAAGUUUCUUAAACAAC
This is a messenger RNA of Agrilus planipennis (emerald ash borer), 5461 nucleotides long. RefSeq names its product WD repeat-containing protein 81 (gene Wdr81). Gene Ontology annotation, molecular function: phosphatidylinositol 3-kinase regulator activity; protein binding. Lineage: Eukaryota; Metazoa; Arthropoda; Insecta; Coleoptera; Buprestidae. Gene Ontology annotation, cellular component: mitochondrion. The coding region runs from base 56 to 4450 and encodes 1464 amino acids. The transcript has 8 exons. The record is from RefSeq and is a predicted model, not a curated record. Gene Ontology annotation, biological process: aggrephagy.